Molecule: messenger RNA, 4926 nt
Organism: Hermetia illucens (black soldier fly)
Lineage: Eukaryota; Metazoa; Arthropoda; Insecta; Diptera; Stratiomyidae
Gene: stw
Product: oxidoreductase OpS5
Exons: 9
Coding region: 566-2896 (776 amino acids)
Biological process (GO): iron ion transport
Cellular component (GO): plasma membrane
Molecular function (GO): copper ion binding; oxidoreductase activity
Source: RefSeq, a predicted model, not a curated record
UCAUUGCGGUGGACGACGUGCAGGCAACAGAAGGUUUUAUAUAUCCGUUUAAUCGAGCGGUCCGUUUCAGUUUGGUGCUAAGACGCGGGGCGUGCGUGCUUCCUCUAUUUUUCUUUCUCUGUUUUUUCUCGGUUUUUAUUUGUCUUAUAACUAGCCAAGGAAAAAUUAGUUUGGCUAUAUAAGUUUUUCUAUUGAUAAUAGAUAGACGGAAUCGAAAUUAAAUUCGAAUUUCAUUGGACUGUAGCGAACAUUGAAAGGAUAUUUCGGUCGUGGAAUAGGAUUACGGAUCGAGGAAGAUAGGAAGUGAUCGCGAAAACAAGUAGCGAUAACGAAUUCUUCACAUUGGAAUGUUGGAAAAGUUUACAAAUUUCUUGAUGGAUCAGUGUAAAUAAUAUUUGUUCGUAAACGCGUCGAAAGGAUAGAUUGAAGUAUAAUUGCCUGAUUAGCAGCGAUUAGCUUGCUUUGAUAGCGCAAAGGAUAGCAAACUUGAAACCAAGGAUAUUCGAACAUUGCUUGGAGUUGCUUCUCAUCGAAGGAUUUAACAGAGAAUAAUAUAUUAAACAAAAUGUCUGUCAAGUGGAAAAUUAGUGUUCGUGGAUUAUUAUCAAUGAAAACAGUGUUUCUGAUCGUGGCCCUUUUAUGCCUAAAUGUGGAUGGUGUUAGAGUGCAAACAAAACGUGUUAAAGGUGCAGCACCCAUACCAGCAGCAGCAGCAGCUCCCAAAGAUCAAUCAACAUCGGCAUCAUGGUGGCAAUCACAAGUUACAGUUGGUCCAUCAGAAUCGCCAAUUUCAGAUACCCAAUUCUUCUCAGCAACGCACGGUCUAGUCCAAACACAUCCUUCGUUGAGUAGUAAUGUGCCCAGACAAGCACCACUUAGUAGUAACGCUUUGGGCAGCGGAAGUGGUAGCAGUUCCGGCAGCAGUAAUGUUCGCGCAUCAUUAGGACGAAUUUCAAGUUCCGGCCCACUUCCUAUAGCACCAGAUCAGAAUUCCCGAUCGCCUUUCCGCCAUUUAGAUUUUGCAUCAAGCGCAACAGCUGAAUUGAGACGCAAUCCAAGCUUAUCGGCGCCUGAUGAAUGUGCUCGAGCCUGUCGAGAAGGAGAACCACCCAGAACUUGCUACUAUCACUUCACCUUGGAAUAUUAUACAGUACUUGGAGCAGCUUGCCAGGUGUGUACACCAAAUGCAACAAAUGUCGUCUGGAGCCACUGUCAAUGUGUUCUUGCUGAUGGUGUUGAACGUGGUAUCCUUACCGCCAAUCGAAUGAUCCCAGGUCCUAGUAUUCAAGUUUGUGAGGGUGAUCGUGUUGUAGUUGAUGUCGAAAAUCAUAUGGAAGGUAUGGAAGUAACUAUCCAUUGGCACGGAAUCUGGCAAAGAGGAUCACAAUAUUAUGAUGGUGUUCCGUUCGUAACUCAGUGCCCGAUUCAACAAGGAAAUACAUUCAGAUACCAAUGGACUGGAAACGCAGGCACUCACUUCUGGCAUUCACACACGGGUCUUCAAAAAUUAGACGGUCUCUGCGGCAGUAUAGUUGUCCGUCAGCCACCCUCUCGUGAUCCUAACUCGCAUUUAUAUGACUUCGAUCUCACCACUCAUAUUGUUCUCAUUACCGAUUGGCUUCAUGAAGACGCCGCUGAACGUUAUCCUGGUCGUUUGGCCGUCAAUACUGGCCAAGACCCUGAAUCAGUUUUAAUUAACGGCAAAGGUCAAUUCAGAGAUCCAAAUACUGGCUUUAUGACAAACACUCCAUUAGAAAUCUUCACUGUUACACCCGGACGUCGGUAUCGUUUCCGCAUGAUCACCGCUUUUUCAUCAGUAUGUCCAGCACAAUUGACAAUCGAAGGCCACACUAUGACGAUAAUUGCUACAGACGGUGAACCAGUGCAUCCGGUACAAGUGAAUACUAUCAUUUCAUUCUCAGGUGAACGUUACGAUUUUGUCAUCAAUGCCGAUCAACCAGUUGGUGCCUAUUGGAUACAAGUCCGUGGCUUGGGAGAAUGUGGUAUUAGACGAGUACAACAAUUGGCCAUUCUACGGUAUGCUCGCGGUCCAUAUCAACCAUCAUCUGCAGCACCAACCUACGAUGUUGGUAUACCACAGGGUGUGGUACUCAACCCAUUGGACGCUCAAUGCAAUCGCGAACGUGAUGAUGCCAUUUGUGUAAGUCAAUUGAAAAAUGCUUUGGAUAUCGAUCGUGGAAUUCUUCAAGAGAAACCAGAUGUGAAAAUCUUCUUGCCAUUCCGUUUCUAUUUGUAUCGCCCGGAAGAACUUUUCCAACCAAACACAUAUAACAGAUUCUUAGUCGCACCAACCGGUGAUCAUGUUAUAUCACUCAUUGAUGAAAUCUCAUACCUUUCGGCGCCGGCACCGCUAACAUCACAAUACGAUGAUAUCAAUCCGGAGCAAUUCUGUAACGGGGACAAUCGUCCAGCAAAUUGUGGUACAAAUUGUAUGUGCACGCACAAGAUCGAUAUUCCAUUGAAUGCAAUUGUAGAAGUUGUUCUAGUCGAUGAAGUACAACAACCAAACCUUAGUCAUCCAUUCCAUUUGCACGGAUAUGCAUUUAAUGUGAUCGGUAUUGGCCGAUCACCCGAUUCCAAUGUGAAAAAGAUCAAUUUGAAGCAUGCACUCGACUUGGAUCGACGUGGUCUGUUGCAUCGACAAUAUAAUUUGCCACCUGGUAAAGAUACAAUUGCUGUGCCAAAUAAUGGAUACGUUGUGUUAAGAUUUAGAGCUGAUAAUCCAGGUUUCUGGCUAUUCCAUUGUCACUUCCUCUUCCACAUCGUAAUUGGUAUGAACUUAAUUCUGCAAGUAGGAAACAAUGCUGAUCUUCCACCAGUGCCACCUGGUUUCCCAACUUGCGGUGAUCAUACACCAGCUAUUCAAACAAAUUGAUAGAAAAAGCAAAAGACAAAAUACACCUAGAAUGACUUAAUAUGACAAACUAAAUUGAAAUCCAUAGAAUCGCUUUUUGUAUAAUAUCAUUCGAAUUCAUGGACUUUUACAAGCAUAAUAACUAUGUAUCUUACAAUCAUACCUCCAACAAAUAAUUCUUGUUGAUUGAGAAAUGAUUGUAGAAGAUAACAAUUUGCUAGGGACGAGAUGUGUUUAUUUUUGUUUAUAUAAAUAGCGAAACUCAACAAAUAUGCAAUCUUAUAUCCUCUUAGUGUAUAAAAUGUAUAUCCGUAUGUUAUUUACAAAUUUCUUUUGAGAUUAUUUCUUUUAUUUUCUAUUUGUAUUUUUAUUUAAUUAUCCUUUUAUUUGUUUCAUAUCAUACUUUUUUUAAAUAUUCAUCAACCAUCAUAAAAGAGGAUAAAUUACGAGGAAAAAAGACAUGCGAAACUGUAAAAAACAACUGAUAUUUUGUAUAGAUUCCGAUUUAUUUUUUUUUUAUUUUUUUUGUUUUUCUGUUUAUUUUGUAAGAUAUUUAUUAUGCGAUUUUUCUCUCGAAAAGAUGUUGCACUCCAUCUAUCUACGGUGUACCUUGCAUGAUGUGAAGAUUAAGAUACUCUUACUAAUCUAUUCUUAUAGAAAUUGUCUCUCUUUUAAAAUUUUCUUCUGGGGAAGGGAGUUUUUCAAAAUGUUUAAAAUAAAAGCAACUAUUUUUUCCUAAAAUUAUCAAAAUUAUCCUUUCUCAUGUUCUUUUAAUUUAUUUCUCCUUUGUCUAUCAUUUAUUUUAAGAACUGUAAUAUAUUGAUGCUUUUUAUUGAUUCCUAAUGAAUAUUUUUACUUGAUUAUUAACUAUCUUACUAUUUUAGCUCUUCACAGUUAGUUGAGAAUUUUCAAGUUUGAUUUAUUUUGAGUUUAUCCAUUCAGCAUUAAAAAUAUUAUUAAAUCAUUUUGUUCGUUCUAUUCAUCACAGAAACCGUAAAGACCUGAUAAAUAUUUUAUGAAAAAAAACUAAGACUGUAAAAUGAAUAACUAGCGAAAUGUCUAGUCGAUUAUUGCUGUAUUUGCACAGAAUAUCGAAACAAUGAUCGAUUAUGCACGUUCCUGAGACAGAAUUCACUGCCAAGUCAAAUAAUUUCUCUUUAAAUUUUGUUUGCUGCCAUUGUCGUAAUCUUUGUUUUCAUUAUGAAAAUUUGCUCUCAAGGUCCGAAAUUUUCACAUCAAUAUUUCUAUAACUCGUGUAAAUUGCAAAAAUAAUAAAUACGUUAUAGAAAAGAUAAACUAACAAUGAGUGACCAAUCUUGCCUUUAUUUAAUAAAAGAAAAGUAAAAUUUUCAACUUUAAACUGAUCAGUAGUUUUGGUAAAUAUAAAUUUUAAAUAAUUGAUUGUAUUUGAAAUGAAAAAAAAAUAGAAAAAUCCUUCAAAAAGAAAAUUUACGCAUAGCUCUUAUGAAUGAAGUUAUUUUUUUUUAAUGAAAAGAGUGAAAAAAAUAUGAAAAACAACUCUUUGUAUGUAUUGUAUUUAUGUAGCAUAAACAAUAAUUAUAAAUUUAAAAAUAAUGUAAAAAUCUUGUUUCGAUUCAAUACUAACAAACUAACAAACAUAAUUCCAAAUAUGGGCCUAAAACCUAAUUAAAACUUAACUGAAACAUCUACUUCUUUCAGAGAUCUUUCAGCCGUGUACAUAUUUGUACCUUUUCAAUGAUGUCAAAAAUAAAUUUUGAUAUCUUGGAAGAUCGAUUUCAGGGCGAUCGAAUUUCAAUUAUUGUUUAUAAAUUUUGUACAGGAAAACUCUUCGUAAAAAUUCGUCCAUUAAAUUGGUAAUCAAAAGGCUUAAGUCGGUUUUCACUCAAAAUUUCUUAACAGUUAAAUAUCUUGAAUUUAUUAAAUUUAGCAUGCUUUACAAAAAAGUUGUAUCUAAUCAUAAAUCAAUCUAACUCAAUUUGAGUGAAAAUCUUCUUACCUACUUAAUCCCUUUGACAAACGAAACUUUGUACAGGAAAAAUCUUCCGCCUUGUGCACUAAAAUUUGUAAAA